AUGAAGGUUUUACAUGGCGCUUCAAUCCACCUUCAGCACCCCAUUUUGGAGGGCUUUGGGAAAGGUUGUGAAGUGAAGAGUGCCAAAUAUCAUUUAACACGUGUUCUGAAGGAAACCAAGCUGACACUCAUUGAGUUACAAACGUUAUUAUGCCAAAUUGAAGCAUGCCUCAAUUCACGGCCUAUUACCCCUAUGAGCAAUGAUCCUAAUGAUCUGCAACCACUAACUCCAGCGCAUUUCCUUAUAGGAGGCCCAAUGCUUAGGUAUCCGGAACCAGACUUAUCUCAAGAGCAAGGAAAUGGGCUACGCAGAUGGAGGUUCGUGCAAUUCCUUAUGCAAGAUUUUUGGAAAACAUGGCACGAGGAGUAUCUCCCGCAGCUACAGACCAGAGGCAAGUGGACCUCAGGAGCUGAACCAUUUAAGGUGAAUGAUAUCGUCAUCGUCAAGGAGGAAAAUACUCCACCGAUGAAAUGGAGGCUGGCCCGUAUAGUGCAGGUGCAUCCGGGAACAGACGGAAGAACCAGGGUAGUAACCAUACACAUGGCAAAUGGCUUAGAGACCCGCCGCCCUGUCGCAAACCUUUGCAGACUCCCAAUUGUGUCAGAAGAGACUGUUGAAAAAUACAUUUUCAACGGGGGGGAGAAUGUUGAGGCCCGAAUGCGCGGUGACAUUCCCCACCGACCGCAUCACACACGCACACACACACACAGCACAGUGUCGUGUUUAUAUUAUUAUUGUUAA
Molecule: messenger RNA, 741 nt
Organism: Macrosiphum euphorbiae (potato aphid)
Lineage: Eukaryota; Metazoa; Arthropoda; Insecta; Hemiptera; Aphididae
Source: the annotation of a GenBank genome assembly